AUGGGAGCAGAGAUGAUGAAGAGGUGGGGCACCUGGGAGGAGCUCCUCCUUGGUGGGGCCAUUCUCCGUCAUGGAACCAAAGAUUGGAACAUUGUUGCCACUGAGCUUCGAGCCCGAACAGUUUUUCCUUACACCAUUACUCCUGAGGUUACCUUACAUGAUCUUGAAAGGAAUAAAAUUCUCAGGGCUUGGUUUGAGGAGCUUAGGAAGGCUAGAGUAGCAGAAUUGAAGAGAUCCAUACAACUAUCUGAAGAUUCAAUUGGGUCUCUUAAAUCUAUGCUUGAAAGCCUCAAGGCUGGUAAGAAUGAGAAAAGAGAUGAUUGUCACAUUGAAAAUGGAUCAAAUCGUCCAAAGUUGCAUGUAGAUUCACAUAAAUUAGAAAGAGUUGAAUCUUCCACCAAAGAGACAUCAAAGGAUGGAUUAUCUGCUGGGAGUUUCACGCAUGAAACUGGGACAAGUUGGUCUCCUGGAUGUCUGGUUUUGUCUGUGCCUGUUCAAGAUUGGGAAACUAAGCCUCACGUUUUGCACUCCACAAAGCAGCUUAAGUUUUUUAACGUAGAUAAGUUGGCAUAUGCUGUAUACGAAGGAGAAAGGGGAAGUUUUAAAAAACGAAGAGGGAAGAGGAAAAGGAAGGAUUGUGGCAAGAAUAUGAAGAAAGAAAGUAUAGAAGAAAGUGUUUUGUUAGAUUCGGUUGAUGUUAUUUCAUGGUGUAAAGAAAGUUCUACCAGUAACCACAGUGAAGUUGCCAAAUCAAGUGGUGUAAAUUGUCAAAAUAAGAAUUUGAAAAAGGGUAGGGCGGAAGACAUGAUGAAGAUUUUGGAUUCUAUUUUUAAAACUAAAUGUGCUUCUGCCUUUCGUCGUAGACUUGAUAGUCAGAGAAAAGUGGAGAUUCAAGAAAUGAAGUAG
This is a messenger RNA of Sphenostylis stenocarpa, 906 nucleotides long. NCBI's taxonomy places the organism in Eukaryota, Viridiplantae, Streptophyta, Magnoliopsida, Fabales, Fabaceae. The record is from the annotation of a GenBank genome assembly.